Messenger RNA from Cyphellophora europaea CBS 101466, 849 nucleotides. RefSeq lists its product as uncharacterized. The transcript has a single exon. The coding region runs from base 1 to 849 and encodes 282 amino acids. Lineage: Eukaryota; Fungi; Ascomycota; Eurotiomycetes; Chaetothyriales; Cyphellophoraceae. The record is from RefSeq and is a predicted model, not a curated record. Gene Ontology annotation, molecular function: oxidoreductase activity.
AUGCUCUGGCUCGUCACUGGCUGCUCUUCCGGCUUAGGCCUCAGCCUAGCCAACGCGAUACUCGAUGCCGGCCACCAAUGCAUCGCAUCUUCGCGCAACCCAUCCAAGACUCCCGAGAUUGUUUCCAACUUUGAAAAAAAGGGUGGAAAGUGGAUUACCUUGGACAUUUCCAAACCUGAUGUCGAAGAAGUGAUCGCAAAGGCUGUCGCAGAUCAUGGUGCCAUUGAUGUUCUAGUGAACAAUGCCGGCUAUCCAGUCGUUGGGCCGCUUGAGAAUCAACCGCUCAAAGACGCUCGCGACCUCUUCGAGACCAAUUUCUUUGGAUACAUCCGCACCAUCCAGGCCGUCGCACCCUCCAUGCGUGAGCGCAAGUCUGGUACUGUUGUCAACAUCGGUUCCUCCGAAGCCUGGCAAACGAACCCGCUGUUAAGCAUCUACAGCGCUUCAAAAUGGGCGCUAGAGGGCCUCACCGAGACCAUGGCUGCGGAGCUCGGGGUGUUUGGCAUCCGCACCUUGAUCGUCGAACCCGACGCCAUCCGCACCGAGUUUGCCAACUUGGAGUCGCAGGACGUGCCAGGCUUUCUCACGCGUAUGGAGGCCUACAAGGGAACCUUUAUCGAGCACGUGUCCCAGUUCUUGAUGACCAUGCACGGCACCCAAGCCAUCGAUGCAGCGAAGGCGGCCAAGGCCAUUGUUGCAGAGGUUACGACGCCUAGCUCUGACCCUCCCUUGCUGAGGUUGCCCCUUGGGAAGGAAAGCACCAAGAAGUUGAAGGCUAAGGCAGAGAUGUACGCUUCGAUUGCAACUGCUACGGAGGGUGUUGCAGCUUCUGUGGACUUUGAUGCCUAG